GCUGAAUUGCAGAACAGUUUUUAGGAAAUUAAAAAGGCAGCGGCAAAUUAAUUUCGAACCCUAUCUGCUAUCCCCAUUCAGUUUCCUUUCAACGCAGGCUCUUUUCUAGGUCCGCCUCUCCUCCAUUUUUCCUCUGCCCUGGACAUCCUCCUCCAUUGGUUUUCUCUUGCUGUUCGUGGAAUUGGAAGAAAAAAAGGGGCUCCAUUGCUGCCUGAUAUUUCUGCCUUAGUUAGGUCCGGGCCGCCAUGGAAAUCCUUCACAGGCAUUCUUCUCGUCUUCUCCCAGUGUUGCUCCGCGCAAAACCAGACAAAACUUACCCAGUAUACCUCCCCACUAGAGUGCCCGUUUCUAGACCCGAAUUCCCGAUUCCGGGCCCUUACUUAACUUCCCGGAGAACUUUCUCUUCUUCCAAAGUCGCCAAGGCGGGUUGGCUUCUGGGUUUAGGAGCAAAGAAGGAACAGAAUUUGCCCAAGAUAAUAAAAGCGGGUGACCCGGUUUUGCACGAACCGGCCCAGGAAGUUGACUUGAAGGAAAUCAGGUCGGAACGGAUACAGAAGAUCAUUGAUGAUAUGAUUAAGGCACUAAGGAUGGCGCCUGGAGUUGGUAUUGCUGCUCCCCAAAUCGGGAUCCCUUUGAAGAUUAUAGUAUUGGAGGAUACAAAAGAAUACAUAAGUUAUGCACCCAAGGAAGAGACUAGAGCACAGGAUAGACACCCUUUUGAUCUGCUGGUGAUCCUAAAUCCAAAGCUUAAAAGGAAGAGCGAUAGAACUGCAUUUUGGUUUGAAGGUUGUCUGAGUGUGGAUGGAUAUAGGGCUCUCGUGGAGCGACAUCUUGAUGUUGAGGUCACAGGUUUGGAUCGUGAUGGGCAGCCUAUCAAAGUAGAUGCUUCUGGCUGGAAAGCCCGCAUUUUACAGCACGAAUGCGAUCAUUUGGAUGGAACUCUUUAUGUUGAUAGAAUGGUUCCAAGAACAUUCAGAAUAGUGGAAAACUUGGACUUGCCUCUUGCAGAGGGGUGUCCAAAACUAGGUGUCUGUGGAACUAAACCCAAGGGCAUUGAAAAGGUAAAAGAAUCUAGUUUGUGAGACAUGAAACAUAUUUGAUGACCUUGGUAACGCUUGUUAUUACAAUAUCAGCAUUGAACCUAGUGAAAUUGCCAUUCUUUUUUGGUUGAGUCGUACUACUUGAGGUUCUUACAACCUUUGUAUGACAUUUGUCCUACCCCAAAACCAUGGGAAUAAAAAUUACCAUCUAUU
Molecule: messenger RNA, 1253 nt
Organism: Rubroshorea leprosula
Lineage: Eukaryota; Viridiplantae; Streptophyta; Magnoliopsida; Malvales; Dipterocarpaceae
Source: the annotation of a GenBank genome assembly